UUUAAAACCACACUACCCAUGAAGCACCUGGAAUCACAACAAACGUGCUAAUGCCAAACAUUCCACUCAAUGAAGCCGGCAUCUUAAUUCUCGCUGCGACAUGAGGUGUUGUUUCCUGUAGCCAGCUAUGGCACCAGGGGAUGUGGUGCCAGACCAUGCCAAGCAGCUGAAGUCCAAAGAGAAGCGGCCUGGAAACAGGGCAUCAAAAGCAGACUGCGAGCCAGAUGGCUCCUUUGUCUUCGAGGCUCACGAGGCUUGGAAGGACUUCCAUAACUCCCUCAGGCACUUCUACGAAGUGGGUGAGCUCUGUGACGUCACGCUCAAGGUUGGCAGUAGGUUGAUACCAUGUCACAAGCUAGUGCUGGCUUGCGUUAUCCCUUACUUCAGGGCCAUGUUUCUGUCAGAGAUGUCGGAGGCCAAGCAGGAACUGAUAGAGAUCAAGGACUUUGAUGGUGAUGCCAUCCAGGACCUGGUGCAUUUUGCCUACUCCUCCAAGCUCACAUUAACUGUGGACAAUGUCCAGCCUCUGCUUUAUGCUGCCUGCAUCCUUCAGGUGGAGUUGGUGGCAAGAGCCUGCUGUGAGUACAUGAAGGCCCACUUUCACCCCACCAACUGCCUUGCAGUUCGUACUUUUGCAGAGAGCCACAAUCGCGUGGACCUGAUGGACAUGGCUGACCGCUACGCCUGCGAGCAUUUCACUGAAGUAGUGGAGUGCGAGGACUUCACAUGUGUGUCUCCCCAGCACUUGCGCACAUUAUUAUCCUCCAGUGAGCUCAAUAUCCACUCAGAGACACAGGUGUACAAUGCAGCGGUGAAAUGGCUGAAAGCGAACCCACAGCACCACGAGGCCUGGCUGGACCAGAUCAUGUCUCAGGUACGCCUCCCCCUGCUCCCCGUAGAGUUCCUGACUGGAACAGUGGCUAAAACUGAAAUGAUCAAAGGUAACUUGAGUUGUCGUGAUCUGAUGGACGAAGCCAGGAACUACCACCUCCAUCUCAGCAACAAGGUGGUGCCUGACUUUGAGUAUUCAAGCCGUACCAUACCCCGGAAACACACUGCAGGGGUAUUGUUCUGCGUGGGUGGCCGGGGGGGUUCAGGCGACCCAUUUCGCAGCAUUGAAUGCUACUCCAUCACCAAGAACAGCUGGUUUUUUGGCCCUGAAAUGAAUAGCAGACGGCGUCACGUGGGUGUGAUAUCUGUAGGAGGCAAAGUUUAUGCUGUAGGGGGCCAUGACGGUAAUGAGCACUUAGGCAACAUGGAGAUGUUUGAUCCCCUCACCAACAAGUGGAUGAUGAAAGCCUCGAUGAACACAAAGAGGAGGGGUAUAGCCCUGGCAGCUCUUGGUGGUCCUAUCUAUGCUAUUGGAGGUCUGGAUGACAACUCCUGCUUCAACGACGUGGAGCGCUAUGACAUCGAAAGUGACUGCUGGAGCGCUGUGGCGCCGAUGAACACACCCAGGGGAGGAGUGGGAUCUGUGGCACUGGGGAGUUUUGUGUACGCAGUUGGAGGUAACGAUGGCGUGGCAUCGCUGUCAAGUGUGGAGAGAUUUAACCCUCACCUCAACAAAUGGACAGAGGUCAGCGAGAUGGGCCAGCGGCGGGCUGGGAAUGGAGUCAGCAAACUUAACGGCUGCCUCUAUGUAGUGGGUGGUUUUGACGACAACUCACCCCUGAGCUCUGUGGAGCGAUUUGACCCACGAAUGCACCGCUGGGAGUAUGUGUCUGAGCUGACCACCCCACGCGGUGGAGUCGGGGUUGCAACUGUGAUGGGAAGAGUGUUUGCAGUCGGGGGCCACAAUGGGAACAUUUACCUGAACACGGUGGAGGCUUUUGAGCCUCGAAUGAACAGAUGGGAGCUGGUGGGUUCAGUGUCCCACUGCCGCGCCGGAGCCGGAGUGGCCGUCUGCUCGUCUCACGUCAGCCAGAUCAGGGACGUCGGACAGGGCUCCAGCAACGUGGUCAACUGCAUGUGACCACCGCUCCACUUUGCUACCAGGUGACUGCCUGACUGCCAGGUCACCAUCAGAUCCAAUCACUGCACAAGCACACAAACACAAAGCACACACAGACAGUGACACAGCAACAUUAUUACUGUCGACACUGUCUGAACAUCAGCCUCAAACCGAUUAAGGCUGAUCUUCAGUUUGCACUUGGUGACUGAGGGAUAUUAGGGAGAUUUAGGUACUUGAAGUGCACAUCUGACAAAUCUGAAGUCUUCUCUGAGAAAAAAAUGACACAUUCAAGACAUUAUUCUUGACUCGUGCUGGUGUUAUUUGCAAUCAGUGAUGUAGUAUUUUGUACUGUAUUUUCUUUUGUCUCGCCUUGACAUGGUUUUGACUUUUUUUAAAGGGAAAAUAGAAGCUGAGCCUUGUAUUUAAUACUAACCUCUUGAGGAUGAGAGGUGAGCUUGGAUUCACUAGUGCUACUUACGUGCACAUAAUGAACAAUGGGUUGUGCAGCGGGCCAGUAUGAAAGCAUUGUCUCUGGAUUACUCUGAGGGUUGUUUUCAUUAUCCGCAGAGAUGUGACAAAUCAGUCAAACAUUCAUACUGGAUUCAGCACCUUGUUUGCAGCGGAGCAUGUGAAAUUUAAACACUAACAUUUUCAUCAGUCAUUGUCAGGUUUAGAUGUCAAAUACAUUUCUAAGAUUCCUGUGGUCUUUUCCAAGGGUAAGUGAAAGCAUCAGUUAUGGCAGUUCCAGCUGCAGUAAGCUGGUUCACACCUGAGCAGUUCCAGCUGGUGGUUUGCCUGUAAUUGUGUUUGAACAAUCAUUUAAAGCAGAUUGGGACAAAUCAGUAUCUGGUUAGGAGGUGACGGAAAAAAGGAAUUUAACUGCUACAGAGUGCCAACACAAAAAAAGCGAGUCAGUCACCUUCACCUUGACCUCAGAGAGGAAGGUUGGAGGACUGAUCAGAGCAAUACGGCACCUCUUCAGUUCUUUUUCAGUUUACAUUAUUAUGUAGAGAUGCGUUCAAACUGACAGGGGCAGGUUUUCAAAUUUAAGAUUUGUGUUUGACGAUAGCUGGACUGUCAAUAAUCCUAGUCGGAGAGUUUUGAGAUGUGUAUGAGAUUCAGCUGAGGUUUGUCUCCACAGACGGUUCUGUUAUAUUUUAAUAUAUGGACAUUUUUGUAUUAUAAAAUAGGUGUAUCUUUGGUAUUAUUCUUUACUACACUAUCUAAUCCAUUGCUGUGCACUAUUUUCCUAGAAUAGAUAUGAAGUCUGAGUAUAUUUUUGUCCUAAAUGGAGAAUUUCAUGUUAUGAGUUUGAGGAUGUUUAUUUAACACUAAUGCCUAUAUCUGCCAUAUCUAAGAAAAAUGUAAUAAUUUUCCCAAUGACAGUUUGUUUUCAGAAUAGGUUGACAGAAUGAUGACUUUAAAACAGAACUGCUAUAUAUGGUUUAUACUAGAAGUAUACAUAUUACUGCACAGUUUGUGUUUAACCAUUAUUAAUACUAUCAAUCAUUUUUACUCAAAUUGAAGUUGUUUCCAACUUUGUUAGCAAAUGAGCCAGAUACUGAGUCUUUUGUAAACUUGACUGUAUUUUGUGUUGUUCUUCCUCCUCUUGACCGCUUCCAUCUUGUGCUUUUUAUUCCCAUGGUAUUGGUAUAAAUUGGUACAAUAAAGUUCAGUGUAAAGUUAA
Lates calcarifer (barramundi perch) is the source of this 3638-nucleotide messenger RNA. RefSeq names its product kelch-like family member 8 (gene klhl8). Gene Ontology annotation, molecular function: protein binding. NCBI's taxonomy places the organism in Eukaryota, Metazoa, Chordata, Actinopteri, Centropomidae. The record is from RefSeq and is a predicted model, not a curated record.